This is a messenger RNA of Rosa rugosa (rugosa rose), 1430 nucleotides long. Its product is annotated as ethylene-responsive transcription factor 3-like. The transcript has a single exon. The coding region runs from base 323 to 1012 and encodes 229 amino acids. The record is from RefSeq and is a predicted model, not a curated record. Gene Ontology annotation, molecular function: DNA-binding transcription factor activity; DNA binding. Lineage: Eukaryota; Viridiplantae; Streptophyta; Magnoliopsida; Rosales; Rosaceae. Gene Ontology annotation, biological process: regulation of DNA-templated transcription.
ACGAUAACAAAACGAUGAGAGAGGGAGGAAGAGAGAAAUAAAAACCAGAGCGAAAUAAGAAGAAGAAAGUGAUCGGAGAAACACCCAUCUCUCGACCCAACAAAACUGAAACCACAUCCUAUCAACCCCUUCCCAAUCUGAGAAAACCUCAAAAGGAGGUGGUAGAAGAGAACUGGUAGAGCGGCCAAAACCCACCACCACCACCAUCAUCACAUCUGUUCAUAAGAUAGGCCCUCUCACCUACCUACCAUCUCCUUUUCUCUUUCUUUGCUCUUUGAUUAUCUAUAUAUCUUUUCCGUUUUUCUCUCCUAUUCCAAUCCCCAUGCGGCGAGCAGGCAGAGCCACCGCUGCUGCAGCCAACAACCAAUCACCGGCAUCAUGCAAGAAGCCCCGGGCGGCAGCCGCAGCCCCGAAAACGACGCCAUCUUCGUCGCAGCAGCAACCGCAAAUCAGAUUCCGCGGCGUGCGGAAGCGGCCGUGGGGCCGAUUCGCCGCCGAGAUCAGAGACCCGUGGAAGAAGACGCGUGUCUGGCUCGGGACCUUCGAUUCCGCCGAGGACGCGGCCAGAGCGUAUGACGCCGCCGCCCGAUCGUUACGGGGGCCCAAGGCCAAGACCAACUUCUCCCUGCCCUGCGAUCCUUUCUACGGCGGCGAUUUCAACGACGACGCGAUUUGCUCCAAGAUCGAUGUGAUUCAGGCCAGCCGGCCGACCUCCAGCAGCCUCAGCAGCACCGUCGAGUCCUUCAGCGGACCGAGGGUCAACUCCGGCAAGCCUCCUCCGAUGAAACCCACGCAGCGGAGACCGGUGUAUCCGGUUUCGCCAGAGGACUGCCACAGCGAUUGUGACUCAUCUUCCUCCGUCGUCGACGACGGUGACGAUUGCGUCCUCACGUCGUCUUUCCGCAAAGCCCUGCCCUUCGAUCUGAACAUGCCGCCGCCGAUGGAUGGUUUUGAUUUCUCCGGCGACAACGUGGAUGAUCACGAUCUUCAAGCCACCGCGCUCUGCCUCUGAUUCUAAAUAAUGGUCCCUUUUAAUUUCCAUCUUCUACCAUAUUUUCUUCUCUGGAAUAUCUUAUUAAAAAAAAAAAAAAAUCUGGUACUGGUGGGUGAGAGAAGAAUUUGAGUUUUCUUAUCUUUGUUUUUGUUGUUAUCUUCGAAAUCUGCUCUGUUAGAAUAUUGUUCUUUGUUGUUGUUGUAGAAUAGCAUAUGGGGUUUUCUUCAACUUUGAUGGGCUCCGGAAUAUCGUCAUCGUCAUCGUCAUCGUCUGUACUAUUAAAGCUAAUAUAGAUCUGGUUACAAAUCAGUGGAUCUGACUUCUGGGUUUGCUUGCCUUCUUGAUCAGAUUCACUUUCAUCAUCACCCAUCUUAUAUUUUCCCCUUUUCUGUACAAAAACAUUAUCUAAAUCUAAAAAGAAAAAAUCUCCUCCUCA